UAUUGUGGGAGAUAUUAUGGGAGAUAUUAUGGGAGAUAUUAUGGGAGAUAUUAUGGGAGAUAUUGUGGAAGAUAUUGUAGGAGAUAUUGUAGGAGAUAUUGUGGGAGAUAUUGUGAGAAAAAUAUUACAAAAAGGUGUUAGAUGA
Racocetra fulgida is the source of this 145-nucleotide messenger RNA. NCBI's taxonomy places the organism in Eukaryota, Fungi, Glomeromycota, Glomeromycetes, Diversisporales, Gigasporaceae. The record is from the annotation of a GenBank genome assembly.